Molecule: messenger RNA, 4740 nt
Organism: Wyeomyia smithii (pitcher-plant mosquito)
Lineage: Eukaryota; Metazoa; Arthropoda; Insecta; Diptera; Culicidae
Gene: TTLL4B
Product: tubulin monoglutamylase TTLL4
Exons: 7
Coding region: 739-4038 (1099 amino acids)
Biological process (GO): protein polyglutamylation; microtubule cytoskeleton organization
Cellular component (GO): cilium
Molecular function (GO): tubulin-glutamic acid ligase activity; tubulin binding
Source: RefSeq, a predicted model, not a curated record
GCAGCAAUUCCGAAGUUUUGAUUCAAAAAUUCGGUUCUCUUUCUCUGCCAUCUUUGAAAGCCGUGACGAUCGAACAAAACUUGUGCAGAUACCGUUUUCCGGACUGGUGUGCGCGUUUAUUUUCGUUUAGUUGCUUUAUUUCGUUUCAAAUAAGUGCCGUGAGUAUGAAUAUCGCUCGGUGACGAAGUGAAAACCCCAAAAUAUUCCGAAGUUAGUGUCGCGAAACGCAGAAAAAAAUUGCGGAAAAGGGCUAGCCGCUAGCGCUACAGCGAGAACUUUUCUAGUUCCCCUUGCUGCAGCCUGUCAUCGUACAUUGCUCUUUGCCGUAAACUUCGCGGGAGUAUUUUUUUUUUUUGCUUUCCUGCUCUUUACUGUGAGCAGCAAGCGCGCAUGUGAAUGUGUGUGUUUUGGCUGUUAAAAUUUUCGCGUGGAAGAAAAACGUAAACAAAAAUACACCAACGUAUUUUUCACAUUCAUUGGAUUAGCACUUAGCAGAGCUGUGUUGGUGUGUUGUUACUGGUGCAGUUUCAAUUUAUUUCUGAUGAAUGGAAAAUUCAAAACAAGGAUGAUUUUUCUUUUAAAUUGAAUGAAAAUUGUGAACACGCUUGAGGUUUCAUCAAGGGGUAAUAAAUAUUUAACAUUGAUUGCUUCGUGUCAGCUGAAAUUUAUAAAACUGCUUUUGAGAAACAGUUUCAACAAGGAAAAAGUGCUGAGAUAACCACAAAAUUUGCCACCAUCAUGGAUUUCAAGCAGCAACAUGGACAAACCCAGUACCCACGGAAUACUUCCCGACUGAAGCAGACCAACCCGACGACAUCUUCUGCUGCUCCCCAGAAAGUUAUGCUACGAAGAAGAUGUCGCAGCGAAAGUCUUCCGAUGGCAUCGAUAAACGAAACCAAAAGCGGUAAACAGCGCCUCCAAGGUCACCACCAUCAUCUUUACAACCACCCCCAGCACCAUCUACUCAAGUCAAAAGGAGAUAAUCCGUCUUUGCUAGUCGAGUCGGUCAGUCUGCAGAACAAUGGUGGCCGAAAGGCUCUACCAGCGAUAGGAAACAACGAAUUACUGCCCAGUAUCACAAUCAACAGUGUGAAGGAAAACGUAAUGCACAACGGUCACACUCGAAUCGUCGAGAACGCUUUAAAUGCCAAGGAUGUGUACACAAGCGAGCUAGACAUGUACCGGAAGGAUCGCAGGUAUGGCUACUAUAUUGCCAGCGAGAAGCAGCUUGAGUCUCGUUUCGCGCGUAACCUUGAAAGUUCAUUUAACCCACGGAACACCGUUUUCGAUCGAAACAAUCGGAAACUGCGAGCCCGCAGUGAGUCCGAGCCGCAUGAAAUCUACACCAGCAGCACGUCAGGGUCGUCGCUCAGUGGCCGGACGACACCCAGCUUUAGUAAUCGGGAACAAGUGCGAGAUCUUUGUCUGAAACGCACCCGCGACACUAUCUCACCCACACUAGAGGGCGACGAAACACUGGAAUGUGUAGCUUCGUCGGUGCCUCUGAAGGAUUCCCCACCAUCAAAAAUGUUCAAUGCGGUCGACGUCAGCCGGCUGGAUGAAGCCUUAGUCAAUGUAAAUGCUACCCAGCAACAGCGUUCGAAAGGAUCUAAAGCAAUCUCCACGGCAAAUGGAGUCCGCACAACAAAAACUGUACGCUCACGUACAGGAGCCCCAGUUAACAAAUACAAAUCGAGCCUUAAAUCCGCACCGACCACUGUGUCGGCUAUCGUUGCUUCAGGUGGAUUGGUCGCCGGACUGAUUGGACGUAAAUCGGUGUCGCCUCCACUGCUUAAACCAUUAGCCGGCUCCACUUCUCCUACACCGUCCGGGAUAUCGACAGGAACCAGCGGUGGUGAGUCCGUUCAUACACAAGACCUAGACACGGAAACGAUUGGCCAUUCGGACGCAGGAGACGAUGAAGACCUGGACGAUGAAUGUGGUGCAGAAGAUGACGAUCUGGAGGACGAAUUGAUCGAAGAUGAUGAAUUACUGAAUGGAUCGAUUACAGACUCGGAAGAUAACUAUCAAACUCACCUAGCAGCAUACCAAGCAAGGGCGAAAUCAAACUCCACCUCACCGUCGCCAUCGCUAGUCAAAGGACCAGUGACAUCCAUCGGUUGCGUGCAAGGAGGCUGCCCGAUUGAAGGACCCUUAGCACCUAGUCUAUUUCCACAUGUUCCACCUUACAUUACAUUUUCAACACACGAAGAGAAAGGUCCUCCAAUGCCACCGGCCAUUCAUAAAGUGCUCAAGUGGAAGAUGACACUCAUAACUCCGAUCAUCGUGCGGAAGGUGUUGAUCAAUAGCGGUUUUCGAUUGCUUAAAAAAACAAACGAUUGGGUCGGUAUCUGGGGUAAACACAUGAAAAGUCCUUGCUUUAAAACUUUGCGCUCCUAUCAGAAAUUCAAUCACCUACCCGGAAGCUUUCAGAUCGGUCGAAAGGACCGCGUUUGGCGAAAUUUGCAGUCACAGAUGAAUCGGCAUGGUAAGAAAGAGUUUGGAUUUAUGCCCCGAACCUACAUUAUACCCCAAGACCUGAAAAUGCUCCGCCAAAUGUGGCCCCGCUACAGUCAACGAAACUGCAAGUGGAUUAUCAAGCCGCCGGCCUCGGCGAGAGGCACCGGCAUCAAGGUCGUUAACCGCUGGUCGCAGAUACCCAAGCGGAAGCCACUGAUUGUGCAGCGUUACGUCGAGCGACCACUGCUAAUCAACGGCAGCAAAUUCGAUCUUCGUUUGUACGUUCUGGUGACAUCGAUCAACCCCCUGCGCGUGUAUAUGCAUACGGAUGGACUGGCUCGAUUUGCUUCUGUGAAAUAUAGUGAGAAAUCAGACACCCUCAGCGAUCGAUAUAUGCAUUUAACCAACUACAGUAUUAAUAAGCUGUCAAACAACUACAGUGCGAAUGAAGAUGCAGAUGCCUGUCAGGGUCAUAAAUGGACUAUCAAAUCACUGUGGUCGUAUUUUACCGAGCAGGGUAUCGACACGGAUCGCCUAUGGGGAGCAUUAAGGAAUCUAGUCCUACGGACGAUACUUGCAGGCGAAGGACCCAUCCAUGCUAUGUCUAAACUGAAUGUUGCCAGCAAAUACAACUGUUACGAGCUCUUUGGCAUAGACGUGAUACUCGAUUCGGAACUUGUUCCGUGGCUGCUGGAAGUAAAUAUAUCACCCUCAUUGCAUUCCGCUUCGACACUGGAUGCACAUGUUAAAGGACCACUAGUGAAAGCGUUGCUAAACACGGUUAUGUAUCAGGUUCCUCCGAGAAUACCUCUUGCUGAGCAGAAAGAAAUUCUAGCAGAACAAGGCCUAGAAGGUCCGCUGUGUUACGACAAACGGAUAUACGUAUCAGUCUUAUCGAAAACCGAACGCUUGAAACAUAACGCGUUCAUUCAGAAAGAUACAACAAGGGAAGAGUACCUCAACGCAAUCCUAGAAGAACUGACCCCAGACGAUGUACGCUGUUUGAUGCUCACCGAAGAUGAACUCGCCAGAAGUGCCCCACUGGAACGUAUCCUUCCAGCGCCCAAUAGCCACCGGUAUAUUGGAUUUACCGAACAUCCUAGAUAUUAUAAUCGCUUGCUGGACGCCUGGGAGCAUCGCUACUGUCACAAUCGUGCCGAAGGAAUCGCCUUGCUGCAGUCACUUUGCGAACAAAAAGUCCAUCUACAGGUACCGCCGAGCACGCUGAAAAAGGACUCCAACAAUAAACAACCAGACAGUACAAGUAACGAGAACGGUUCUCAGGAUAGUGGCAUCCAGUCAGACCCGGCUUGCUCCGAAUUACAAUCCCAAGAGUCCUGUUCUGCGUUUCAUUCGCAAGAGUCAAUCGAUCAUAUUCCUGAAGCCGCCAGUACUACCAGUGCAACGCUACCUACGGCGACGGCAACAAUGCAACAGCAGCAACCGGAAGAGAAGCAGAGAACCGCCGCGGAUAGUAUGAAGCUUGGUGACAAAAUCAAGCUUAUUCUAGACGAUGCACUUCUGCUGAAGCAACAGCACUGUGGUGAUACCGAAAAUGCCAUUAUAGUAGAGCAGUAAGAAUCGAAUUAUUUCUUGUAGAAACACGACACUCGAUUGGCGAUAAUAAGUUAUACUAAAAUACUACCAUCCUAUACUAUUUUCCGCGCCAACCAUCGUCAAUUUAUAGUUGAUGUUCUUUUUAAGAGAGAAAAAACUAGUGAUUAGCGGGUUUGCGUUGAAAAGACUGAAUCCAAAGUGUUCUCUGUACAAAAACGAAAAAAAAAAUAGUUCAAUGGCAGAAUAUUAAGAUACUACUUACGCGAAAACAGUAGCCAAAUGUACGUCGAAUGUAACAUAGAAGCAGAUGUAGAGUCCUGUUUCCGAACGUACCCAACUAGAUGCAAGUAAACUUCCAAGAAAAUACUCCCGACCACAGUUACUGCAACAACCCACAAUUUUAAGCUUGUAGUUAAAGCUGUCCCUCGCUUCUGUUUACUUGAGCAAAACAAUAUCCUCUCAAACUGAAACAACUUCCAAGGAAGAGUUUGAAGAUAAAGGUUUUUCAUUCGAUAAACUGUCUUAAAUGAACCAGAGGACACUAUUGUAGUUAACCCGCUACAAACAAAUACAUAAUUACAGUCGGCUCAGUGACAUGCAUGAUACAAACAAUUGUAUAACUGCUAAAUCAUAGGAAAAUAAAUUCUUAAUAUAAGCAUACGGAACAGAGCAGAUACUAGACAUGUAUCUGUCGAUAGAAAUAAAAAAGCCGUUUGGAAAGUU